CCCUCCCCGCCCGGGACUCUCCUUAAGGCCCGCGUCCGGGGCGCCGUGCGCUCCCCGAGGGGUCCAGGCCCCCCUAACGGGACGGCUCCCGCUUCCCCGGGCCUGCCCCGCGCCGCCCUCCGCUACCCCGCACUCGUCCGGAACUCUUCCCCGGCCGCCUCACACUCACCGACGCCCACGCAGGAGCCCGAGCCCGCGGGGACGGCCGCCGCCUCUGCGCUCCGAUUCCCGCGGGGACCCCCGAGCACCCCUUCCCCGAUCGCUCCCUAGUCCGGGGCCACUGGAAGACACCCCCUAAUUGGGGCGGUACCCGAGCUGCGCAGGUUCCCGGCGCCGGGCUGGGCACCGCCAUCCCCAGGGCCACAAGCCCAGCGCCCCUGCGCAGCGCCCCGCAGAGGCCCCCUCCGAGGCCCAGGACGCCCCCUCCCGCGGAGACUCCAUCUCUAUUUUUUGGGAAGGGGAGGCUCAGCGGAAGCCCCGAGUUAUAAUUAGCGCCACUCGGGUUUCCUAGUUAAUCUCCAGCAGCACCACCACCCCCAGCUCAGGGCGGCGGGGGCUGGGCUAGGGGUGACCGGCGGGAGAGGGGGGAGUUCCCACCCGGGGAAUUUUGAUCCUUUGGCUGGAGAUGCCGGAACCGUAGCAGCUGCUGCCCCCAAAAUAGCGCCCCCCGCCCCUGCAGCCGGGGAUCUCCGGAGUCCCGGGAACGCAGGCGUCCCGGCUCGCCCUUCAGGCGGCUCUGCAAGGCCCUCGAGCCCCCAGGCCCCCUCCCCAAGUUCCCGGCUCCCGGCUCGGGGCGGGGAGCGCCGACCUUUUCUCGGUCUCUACUGCCCUCCGCCGGCGGCGGCGUGCACGGCAGCUUCAGACGGAUGGGGGGCUCUCGAGUCCUGGGGGACGCGGGCUGGCGAGCCUGUUUGCUGGGGCUGGGCUGGGAGCGUGCGCAGCUGAUGGGAACCCGCGGGCAUCAGCGCUCGGUGCCAGACAUUGAAUGAGAAGGAGCAGGGUUGGGUGGGGAGUGGACUAGGCAGGAUUUGGGGGACCCCGGGACCUGAGGCUUCCACACCCUGAAUGCCCAGCCCACCGCCCCCCAGGGCCCCGGGUCUGGCUGACCCAGGAGAGCGGGGCUGCGCCUUCAGGCCGCCGCAAGCUCCCCCAGCGGCGCUGCCCGUCCGUGAGGCCGCGCCCCUGUCGGGUGGCCUGUUCGUGGACUGAGGCUUCUGGUGCCCUCACUGCACGAGCUGGGCCCGGCCCAGUUCCGGGAAGAGACGCUGCCUGCCCUGCAGCCAUGAGGCCCCCGCAGUGUCUGCUGCACACGCCUUCCCUGGCUUCCCCACUCCUUCUCCUCCUCCUCUGGCUCCUGGGAGGAGGAGUGGGGGCUGAGGGCCGGGAGGAUGCAGAGCUGCUGGUGACGGUGCGUGGGGGCCGGCUGCGGGGCAUUCGCCUGAAGACCCCCGGGGGCCCUGUCUCUGCUUUCCUGGGCAUCCCCUUUGCGGAGCCACCCAUGGGACCCCGUCGCUUUCUGCCACCGGAGCCCAAGCAGCCUUGGUCAGGGGUGGUAGACGCUACAACCUUCCAGAGUGUCUGCUACCAAUAUGUGGACACCCUAUACCCAGGUUUUGAGGGCACCGAGAUGUGGAACCCCAACCGUGAGCUGAGCGAGGACUGCCUGUACCUCAACGUGUGGACACCAUACCCCCGGCCUACAUCCCCCACCCCUGUCCUCGUCUGGAUCUAUGGGGGUGGCUUCUACAGUGGGGCCUCCUCCUUGGACGUGUACGAUGGCCGCUUCUUGGUACAGGCCGAGAGGACUGUGCUGGUGUCCAUGAACUACCGGGUGGGAGCCUUUGGCUUCCUGGCCCUGCCGGGGAGCCGAGAGGCCCCGGGCAAUGUGGGUCUCCUGGAUCAGAGGCUGGCCCUGCAGUGGGUGCAGGAGAACGUGGCAGCCUUUGGGGGUGACCCGACAUCAGUGACACUGUUUGGGGAGAGCGCGGGAGCCGCCUCGGUGGGCAUGCACCUGCUGUCCCCGCCCAGCCGGGGCCUGUUCCACAGGGCCGUGCUGCAGAGCGGUGCCCCCAAUGGACCCUGGGCCACGGUGGGCAUGGGAGAGGCCCGUCGCAGGGCCACGCAGCUGGCCCACCUUGUGGGCUGUCCUCCAGGCGGCACUGGUGGGAAUGACACAGAGCUGGUAGCCUGCCUUCGGACACGACCAGCGCAGGUCCUGGUGAACCACGAAUGGCACGUGCUGCCUCAAGAAAGCGUCUUCCGGUUCUCCUUCGUGCCUGUGGUAGAUGGAGACUUCCUCAGUGACACCCCAGAGGCCCUCAUCAACGCGGGAGACUUCCACGGCCUGCAGGUGCUGGUGGGUGUGGUGAAGGAUGAGGGCUCGUAUUUUCUGGUUUACGGGGCCCCAGGCUUCAGCAAAGACAACGAGUCUCUCAUCAGCCGGGCCGAGUUCCUGGCCGGGGUGCGGGUCGGGGUCCCCCAGGUAAGUGACCUGGCAGCCGAGGCUGUGGUCCUGCAUUACACAGACUGGCUGCAUCCCGAGGACCCGGCACGCCUGAGGGAGGCCCUGAGUGAUGUGGUGGGCGACCACAAUGUCGUGUGCCCCGUGGCCCAGCUGGCUGGGCGACUAGCUGCCCAGGGUGCCCGGGUCUACGCCUACGUCUUUGAACACCGUGCUUCCACGCUCUCCUGGCCCCUGUGGAUGGGGGUGCCCCACGGCUACGAGAUCGAGUUCAUCUUUGGGAUCCCCCUGGACCCCUCUCGAAACUACACGGCAGAGGAGAAAAUCUUCGCCCAGCGACUGAUGCGAUACUGGGCCAACUUUGCCCGCACAGGGGAUCCCAAUGAGCCCCGAGACCCCAAGGCCCCACAAUGGCCCCCGUACACGGCGGGGGCUCAGCAGUACGUGAGUCUGGACCUGCGGCCGCUGGAGGUGCGGCGGGGGCUGCGCGCCCAGGCCUGCGCCUUCUGGAACCGCUUCCUCCCCAAAUUGCUCAGCGCCACCGCCUCGGAGGCUCCCAGCACCUGCCCAGGCUUCACCCAUGGGGAGGCUGCUCCGAGGCCCGGCCUCCCCCUGCCCCUCCUCCUCCUCCACCAGCUUCUCCUCCUCUUCCUCUCCCACCUCCGGCGGCUGUGAACACGGCCUCUUCCCCUACGGCCACAGGGGCCCCUCCUCUAAUGAGUGGUCGGACCGUGGGGAAGGGCCACACUCAGGGAUCUCAGACCCAGUGCCCCCUCCCUCCUCAAACCGAGAGACUCACACUGGACAGGGCAGGAGGAGGGGGCCGUGCCUCCCACCCUUCUCAGGGACCCCCACGCCUUUGUUGUUUGAAUGGAAAUGGAAAAGCCAGUAUUCUUUUAUAAAAUUAUCUUUUGGAACCUGAGCCUGACAUUGGGGGGAAGUGGGAGGCCCCGGACGGGGUAGCACCCCCCAUUGGGGCUAUAACGGUCAACCAUUUCUGUCUCUUCUUUUUCCCCCAACCUCCCCCUCCUGUCCCCUCUGUUCCCGUCUUCCGGUCAUUCUUUUCUCCUCCUCUCUCCUUCCUGCUGUCCUUCUCCGGCCCCGCCUCUGCCCUCAUCCUCCCUCUCGUCUUUCGCACAUUCUCCUGAUCCUCUUGCCACCGUCCCACGUGGUCGCCUGCAUUUCUCCGUGCGUCCUCCCUGCACUCAUGCCCCCCCUUCCACCCGCCCAAAUGUCCGAUCCCCGACCUUCCUCGUGCCGUCCUCCCCUCCCGCCUCGCUGGGCGCCCUG
This is a messenger RNA of Gorilla gorilla gorilla (western lowland gorilla), 3751 nucleotides long. It is a transcript of the gene ACHE, whose product is annotated as acetylcholinesterase (Yt blood group). Gene Ontology annotation, cellular component: plasma membrane. Gene Ontology annotation, molecular function: acetylcholinesterase activity. Gene Ontology annotation, biological process: choline metabolic process; acetylcholine catabolic process. The transcript has 5 exons. The coding region runs from base 1283 to 3136 and encodes 617 amino acids. NCBI's taxonomy places the organism in Eukaryota, Metazoa, Chordata, Mammalia, Primates, Hominidae. The record is from RefSeq and is a predicted model, not a curated record.